Messenger RNA from Strigops habroptila (Kakapo), 2733 nucleotides. It is a transcript of the gene LSG1, whose product is annotated as large 60S subunit nuclear export GTPase 1. Gene Ontology annotation, biological process: ribosomal subunit export from nucleus. The record is from RefSeq and is a predicted model, not a curated record. Gene Ontology annotation, molecular function: GTPase activity; GTP binding. Gene Ontology annotation, cellular component: cytosol. Lineage: Eukaryota; Metazoa; Chordata; Aves; Psittaciformes; Psittacidae.
GACCGGAACUUCCGUCUCCGGCGGCGGCAUGGGCAAGAAGCGGGGCGCGGGGCUGGGCCGGUCCCUGCAGCGGCAGCGCGGGCUAGAGCGCCGCGGCGCCUCCUCGUGGCUACACGCCAGCGAGGUGUGCGGCGAGCGCGGCCCGGAGCUGCGGUCGGCGCCCGAGCAGAGCCCGCUGGAGGAGUUCUUGGCCACGGCUGAGCUGGCUGGCACCCGCUUCGUGGCCGAGCGUCUGAACAUCCAGAUCGUGUCUGCCCAGAGCCGUACCGGCCUGCUCACGGCACAGGAGGCCCAGCACGUCCGGCAGCUGCAUGAGGAGAACCAGCAGUUCCUGCGCAUCCCGCGGAGGCCAUGCUGGGAUCGGACAACCAGUGCGGAGGACUUGCAGCAAGCUGAGAGGGAGAGCUUUCUUGAAUGGAGGCGACAGCUUGCCCACCUUGAGGAAGAAAAAAAGUUAAUUCUAACCCCAUUUGAACGUAACUUGGAAUUUUGGCGUCAGCUUUGGAGAGUCAUUGAACGAAGUGAUAUCGUAGUCCAGAUAGUAGAUGCUAGAAACCCCCUUCUGUUUAGAUGCCAAGAAUCUGGUAAUUAUGUUAAGGAAGUCAGCAAUGACAAGGAGAACAUGAUCCUGAUAAACAAAGCAGAUUUGCUGAGUGAGGAGCAGCGGGCUGCUUGGGCACAGUUCUUUGAGAAAGAGGGUGUUAAGGUGGUGUUCUGGUCAGCUUUGGCAGAGUGCAAACGGCUGUCUGGAGAAACAAAGGAACUAGAUGCUGAAGAUGUAGCAGAGAACCCAGGUGAUUCUCAGGAUGAAAGCUCCAGUCAAGAAGAAGAUGACACAGCACAAGAUAGUGCAGAAAGCACAUCUCCAGGCAAUUCUUUGCAAACUGUAAACCAAGUUCUGGUUAGUGAUGAUGACAGUAAUGAUGAAUAUGAGGACUGUGAAGACGAUGAACAGGAAGCCUGGCAAACCUGUUCUGAAGACGAAGGUGGGGACAAAGUAAAUGCUGUUGCUCCAGAGAGGAUGGAAAGCAGGACUGAUGGUGCUGAAGUGCAGCAUAUAGUGCAGGAGCAGAACAGGAACAUCAGGAACUUCAGCCAUCUGGUACAGAGAAAUGAGCUGCUGGAGAUAUUCAGAACCAUGCACAAUGGACCAAAGGUGAAGGAUGAGGAAGUAAAUGUUGGGCUGGUGGGUUACCCUAAUGUUGGCAAAAGUUCGACCAUCAACACAAUCCUUGGAAAUAAGAAGGUGUCAGUGUCUGCCACACCAGGUCGUACAAAACACUUUCAGACCCUAUAUGUGGAGCCUGGCCUGUGUCUUUGUGAUUGCCCUGGUCUGGUGAUGCCAUCUUUCAUCUCUACCAAGGCAGAAAUGAUUUGUUCUGGAAUUCUGCCUAUAGACCAGAUGAGGGACCAUGUCCCACCUAUUUCUCUAGUUUGCCAGCAUAUCCCACGAAACGUUUUGGAAGCAACCUAUGGAAUAAAUAUCAUAAGGCCAAGGGAAGACGAGGAUCCAGAUCGAAAGCCAACUGCUGAAGAGCUGCUAACAGCAUAUGGAUAUAUGAGAGGCUUUAUGACAGCUCAUGGACAGCCAGACCAGCCAAGAUCAGCUCGAUAUGUGUUAAAAGACUAUGUCAGUGGGAAGCUGUUAUAUUGCCAUCCACCUCCUGGCAUCGACCCGGAUGAUUUUCAGCACCAGCAUCGAAGGUGCCCAGAGAGCAGAACUGUGCAGGCCAAUGGACAGGUGAAGCCUGAGAAGAAUACCAAAGCAAAACAAAUUGAAAAUGUGGUGGACAAAACAUUUUUCCACCAGGAGAACGUUCGUGGCCUCGUGAAUGGGGCCGGGGCUGCAAUGGGAUACCGGCCCAGCGCGGCCUUGUGUCCUGGUGGCUACCCCAAUCCUGGGAAUGUUGUAGGAAAGCCUGUGAAAAAACAUGGAAACAGGAACAAGAAGGAGAAAAUCCGCAGGAUCACUAAGCACCCUGGAGGCUUAGCUUGUGGCACUGGUGUCUGGCCUUCUCCAGGCAGGGACUGUGCUGUCCUACAGGCCUGAAACUGAGGGGAGUAGGAGAAGAUAAGUCGGCAUCGCUGGCUCACCUGAGAGCUCCGUGCUGUGGUUUGUCCUGGGCAGGGGGUGAGGCUGGCCUCUGAUAGUUGAGCUCAUCCCUUCUGAGAGCAAAAGAGACCUGGCUGUUAGUGUUAUCUGGAAGCCAGCCCAGGCGUUUGUCUGCUGCUGAAAUGUCCUUUCAAUGGGAGCAGAUGGAACUGUGGGGGAAUGUUUUUUCCUUCCAUAAAGGAUGUAUUUUGUAGCAGCUGGGAUCAAAGCAAGACCUGUAAAACUGACUAAAGUUUUGGAACAUUUGAAUUUCAAUGAGUGAUGUUUGUUACACUUUGUGACACUGUUGCUCAUUAUUCUUUUUAAGCUUGUUGAUUUGUGAGAAUACUACACUGUGGUGAAAAAUGUAGUAAAACGAUCUUUAUUUCCCUCUUCCUUCUCUGCUAUAUGAACCCUAUUCUGUACAAUCCGGUACUGAAGCCACUCCCUAUUUCCCAGCUUAAGGCAGAGCACAGCACACCGUGCAAGGAAAAUGCUGCUUUUAUGUCCUUCACACUGAGCUGGUGUCAGUUGUUUUUCUGUGUGACUUCCUGUUGGUAUUUUAAAACACGAGCUCCAUGUGACUGGCCAAAAAUCUGGUGCUAAUUUGUCCUUAAAUAUAUUUGAGAUUUUACUUCCUA